UGCUGUCUUUUGGGUUUUUUAAGGCUGCAGAACUUCGAGCUUACCUGAAAUCCAAAGGAGCAGAAAUCUCCGAAGAAAACGCUGAAGGUGGACUUCAUGUGGACUUGGCACAGAUUAUUGAAGUCUGUGAUGUGUGCCUGAAGGAGGAUGACAAAGAUGUUGAGAGCGUGAUGAACAGUGUAGUCUCUUUGCUUCUUAUCCUGGAACCUGACAAACAGGAAGCACUGAUUGAGAGCCUGUGUGAGAAGUUAGUAAAAUUUCGGGAAGGAGAGCGCCCAUCUCUUAGGUUGCAGCUACUGAGCAAUCUCUUCCAUGGUAUGGAUAAGAACACUCCUGUGAGAUACACAGUGUACUGCAGCCUUCUGAAAGUGGCCUCGUCAUGUGGUGCUAUCCAGUACAUUCCAACUGAACUAGAUCAGGUCCGAAAAUGGAUUUCUGACUGGAAUCUCGGCACAGAGAAAAAGCAUACUCUUCUGAGACUGCUGUAUGAUGUCCUAGUGGACUGCAAAAAAAGUGACACUGCAGCGAAAGUAAUGGUGGAACUACUGGGAAGUUACACAGAGGACAAUGCUUCCCAGGCUAGAGUUGAUGCUCACAGAUGUAUUGUACGAGCAUUGAAGGAUCCAAAUACCUUUCUCUUUGAUCAUCUUCUUGCCUUAAAACCAGUCAAAUUUUUGGAAGGAGAACUUAUUCAUGAUCUUUUGACAAUAUUUGUAAGUGCUAAACUAGCAUCCUAUGUCAAGUUUUAUCAGAACAACAAAGACUUCAUUGACUCCCUUGGCUUGUUGCACGAACACAAUAUGGCAAAAAUGAGGCUACUUACUUUCAUGGGAAUGGCUGUGGAGAAUAAAGAAAUAUCAUUUGAUACAAUGCAACAGGAACUUCAGAUUGGAGCUGAUGAUGUAGAAGCAUUCGUUAUUGAUGCUGUAAAGACAAAGAUGGUGUAUUGCAAAAUAGAUCAGACACAGAGGAAAGUAGUUGUCAGUCACAGCACACAUCGGACUUUUGGAAAGCAGCAAUGGCAGCAAUUGUAUGACACUCUAAACACCUGGAAACAAAAUUUAAAUCAAGUGAAAAACAGUCUCCUCAGUCUCUCAGACACUUAAAGAAAUUUUUUGACAAUAAAGUCACUACAGAUUAAAUUUAUUGAAAACUUUGAUAAUUUGUGAAUGUUUCCAAAAUGUAUGCAAUUGGUUUAAAGAAGCUAAAUAUUCUAAAUUGCGACAUGGAAAAAGCAAUAAAACAACAUCAGAAAAUA
Messenger RNA from Athene cunicularia (burrowing owl), 1258 nucleotides. It is a transcript of the gene EIF3M, whose product is annotated as eukaryotic translation initiation factor 3 subunit M. Lineage: Eukaryota; Metazoa; Chordata; Aves; Strigiformes; Strigidae. Gene Ontology annotation, cellular component: eukaryotic translation initiation factor 3 complex; cytoplasm. The record is from RefSeq and is a predicted model, not a curated record. Gene Ontology annotation, molecular function: translation initiation factor activity. Gene Ontology annotation, biological process: cytoplasmic translational initiation. The transcript has 10 exons. Bases 171 to 1106 code for a protein of 311 amino acids.